GGAACCAUCAGCGAAUUUGCACGUGCAGAUUAUCAACAUUUAAAUCACCAUUUGUGUCUUUAACGAUUGGAUCUCUCUCAAGAAAACACAUUUGUUUUCUGAGCACAACUGCUUAUCUUGAGUUCAGCAUGUGAGUAGACGAUCGCGAUUUGGGACCGGACCAUCGAUGGAAAAUAAAGCUACUGAUCCCACAGAUCAUUUCUGCUGGACUAAUGACCUCAUUUGCCAGUAUGAUAAUGAUGGAAUCAAUAAACUCGUCGACGAGUUUGACCUUUCAGAGGCCCAGGCAUCAUUUUUCCAUUCCUCUGUAAACAAUUGCAUGGCUAAUCCUGUCAUGAUGAACAAAGUGCUUAUGAUGAUUGGAGUGCACCUGACUGAAGGUCUGAUUGGCGCACUGCUCUACAACCUAGCAACCGAAAACCAGAAGAUAGAUAUAAAUGAGCUUUUAGUAGACGCAGUUGCGAUGGAAAGGUAUCUAAUGUACAACAACUGCAGGGAAAACAGUGAUAAAAGCCCUGCUCAGAGAGCUAGCAAGGAGAUUACCUCCCGGAUACUGAAACACGUCUUUUUACACUCAAAAACUCAGAACACAACCAACGACGUUCAGAACCGGUAUAUGGAGACACUCCUCAAAAUACCAGACAUUCUCAGCCACUACUUAAAUGCUGUAAAGAGCGGCAAAAAUCUCAAGGUACUCCUGGAAAGCUGCCACGAUCAGCGGCCAAAAUCACCGUUUAUGCUUGCUCCCAUUUACCCGGGAGAUUACCCUCCUGUCGGCGAACGAAACCAAGACGCUUUCGAAUUACGAGAGAAACGCCGAAAGAAGCUGAGAUUGAAGUGGAGUCAGAUAGCAUCACCAUGCGAACUGAAAAACCAGCACCUGAAGACCAUGGCUCACUCAAACAAUCUCCACGUGUGGUCUCUGAAUGAGCGGAGGAAGGACCUGGUCCAACUCCCCAGAUUAACCUUAUCAGAACUGAGCAAACAUCCCAACAACCUUACCAUCGAAGACGUGACAGAGCUGAGAGAGAAGGUUAACUUCCUCAAGUCGAAUUACUAUAAAUCCUAUCUGAACGCUACAGAGAUGGGCACAGAGGAACAUUGGACCGAACUGCUGGGUCACGAAAUUACCUCGCCAGUGUUGAAACAGGUUACCCGGGCCUCUUUCAUGACCUACAGUAAUCCUAAAUAUAAACUCACUUUCUCACCGUGGGAGCCUAAACCAUUCUGGAUGUUGAAGAGGGCUCCGACGUGUCCUCAGAAUACAUCCUGUCGUGAGGAGAGGAGCUCAGCCCCCUGGAGGUAGUGUUCUAUUUCAGGAUUCAUUGAUAGCCUUUAAUCAAACUUUCAUUUACCAUUAAUUUGUAACUGCGUUAUAAUUAAA
Messenger RNA from Bolinopsis microptera, 1384 nucleotides. RefSeq lists its product as uncharacterized. Lineage: Eukaryota; Metazoa; Ctenophora; Tentaculata; Lobata; Bolinopsidae. The coding region runs from base 167 to 1306 and encodes 379 amino acids. The record is from RefSeq and is a predicted model, not a curated record. The transcript has 2 exons.